This is a messenger RNA of Drechmeria coniospora, 909 nucleotides long. RefSeq lists its product as uncharacterized. The record is from RefSeq and is a predicted model, not a curated record. Bases 1 to 909 code for a protein of 302 amino acids. NCBI's taxonomy places the organism in Eukaryota, Fungi, Ascomycota, Sordariomycetes, Hypocreales, Ophiocordycipitaceae. The transcript has 2 exons.
AUGCCAUUUACGGACCCAAAGCGUGAUCGUCUCGGCCAGGCUCCAGACGAUGGCGGGGCCGCACUGAGAAGAAGAAGAAGAAAGGCGAACGCGUCAGCGACUCGGCACAGGUCCGACGUGGAACGGAGGGAGGGAGGCAAGCCAUACCAGGGAGCAGGUGAGAACGGCGGCGAGGAAGCCGAACCAGGUGCCCGAGAGCACGAUGAAGCCGACGGCCAGGCCGACGAUGCAGCAGACGAUGCAGAGAAGGCACGAGCCGCGCUUCCCGGGUCUGCUUCGUUGGACUUUGACCGACGGAAGAGGGCGAUUCGGCCGGCGAGUUUGGGUAAAGCGAGUAAGGCGACUGCUGCAGCUGGUGUAUGUGUUGCAGCUGCAGCUGCGGCAGUUGGUUGUGCGGAUGCUGCUGCUGGAGAAGUUGCGGAGGCGGCUGGAGUAUUUGACGCUGCGGCUGGAGUGGUUGUUGUGGCUGCUGGAGUGGUUGUUGUGGCUGCUGGAGUGGUUGUUGUGGCUGCUGGAGUGGUUGUUGUGGCUGCUGGAGUGGUUGUUGUGGCUGCUGGAGUGGCUGUGGCUGCUGGAGUGGCUGUGGCUGCUGGAGUGGUUGUUGAGUCUGCUGAAUGUGCAGUUGUUGUUCUUGUCGUUCUUGUCGUUCUUGUUCUUGUCGUUGCCGUUGCCGUUCUUGUUGCCGCUGCUGUUCUUGCCGCUGCUGUUCUUGUUGCUGUUCUUGUUGCUGCUGCAGUUUUAGUUGCUGCAGUUGUAGCUGAUGCUCUUGCUGCAGCUGCAACUGUUGCUGCCGUUGCAAUUGUUCGAGUCGUUGCUGCUCUAGUUGCUGCUGCUGUAGUUGUUCCUUUUGCAUCUGCUGCUGCUGCAAGACCUGCUGCUGCUGCCUUUGCUGAUGCUGGCCGGGCGUGA